This is a messenger RNA of Prunus mume (Japanese apricot), 4604 nucleotides long. RefSeq names its product dentin sialophosphoprotein-like protein. The record is from RefSeq and is a predicted model, not a curated record. NCBI's taxonomy places the organism in Eukaryota, Viridiplantae, Streptophyta, Magnoliopsida, Rosales, Rosaceae.
UCUCAUCUAUGCUCUCAUCCAAACAGGAAACAAGAGGAAGUGGGGAGAGAAGAUUGAAGAAGAAGAAGGGGGAUUAAUCAGCGGCCACAAGGUGCAACGUUUGUUCUCCAAAGCCCGGUAAUCUACGGCCCUUAUUAAACGAUCAAGAUCGCGACUGAGAUUCGUCUUCUUUGUUUAAAACCUAGAAGAAGGAGAAGAGGAAGACGAAGAGGAAGAAGAAGAGCAAUCAGAUUCGAAAGCGUUUUUUGGUUUGCUUUGGCCAGAUUAUGAAGGAUUUUGAUAUUGUUAGGGGCCGGAGUCUCUUCGUUGUUGAUCGAUUCGAUUCGUUUUGACCGUGACGGCGAUUGUUGGAAAAUUGAAAGAACAGGCGUGGUAGGCGGAAAAGUCAUCAGGAAUUUGUUUCCUUUGGUGGGUUUGAAGAAAAGUUUGUCACAUAUUCUAGAAAGAUCGAGGAAACUAAAUCAUUUCUCAUUUUGUGCUUGCACUGGGGGUGUACCCACCACUCUGGUGCAAAGUGGAAAGCAAGUAACAGCAGCAUCUUGCAGAACCUGUGGCGGCAGGCAAACAGUUGAUGGGAUUUGGUCUCUCUGCUAAAGCAUGAUGAAUACAGUACGUGUAGAACUUACGGAAGCUAUUAGUACUAACUUGAAUUGGAAGAUUUCUAAGGGUUAUCGGAGUGCACCAAGGCGGUCAAGGAAACUGGUUGAUAGAAGCCAAAAAUUGGGUGUAGAGCUAGCAGAGAAAAGUGCUAGAAGUCCAUCAGAAACAACCGUUUCUGAAUCAGAGAAGCUUGGUGUGGCUGUACUUGGGAGACGGUUCGGUGACAAAAUUGAGCAUGUACCCAUUAAGAAAAGGAGAUUUAUGGUCCGGUCUCCAUCACCCCCGCCUCACCUAUCUUCUACACACCUUGAAGACAACCAACCACCACUGGAUGGGCGACGUGCUUCAGGUCAGAAGUCUUGUCCAAAAUCAAUUGUCAAAAAGCAUCCCACAAGGAGUGAUGCUUCUACGCUGACUAGGUUGUGUCAUAGUGUUGCUGAUAGUGGUGUUAAUGAGAACUUAAAUGAGGUGACAAAUCAAAAACCUGGUGGUGGGGAGGACUUCUCUGGUAUUGAGAUAUUGGCAGCUGCUGCCUGCAACAACAGCAUAAAUGAUUAUAUGAAUCCUGUUGAGGGUAAUUCAGUAGGUGAAGAUUUAUCACAGGAUGGAAAAGAUGCGUCAACUUCUGCAAGGCCCUCAGAGCAAACUUUUGUUUCAACUUCUUCAACAGAGAUGGGAACUGCUUCAGAAUUUUCAGAAGCAAGAGAUGCAUCAGUCUCUGCAAUCUUGGAAGAGAGUGUUGCAUCACUGGAAACAGUACAUUCGUCCAUUAAAGAUAUACCACAAGAAGAUAAGAUAGAGAGCUCCAGUUUUGAGGCUAAUGGGGUCAGAAUUAAUCCUAGCGAAGGACACGACGAAGCAGUAGCAAGAUCCAUUUCCUCGAAAGAUGUUAGGUUGCACUGGGACCUAAAUGUUACUAUGGAUGCUUGGGACGAACCUUGUGAUAUGGUGAUUGGUGACCCUCAAACAACUGCAGUAGAUGAUAUCUCAAUGAAUAAUAAGCAGGGUUCAGAAGCUCUUGAGAUACUGGGGGUUGAAGAUGCUAAAAAUGACAUUGCAAGCACAUUGCAGCCCCUGGCUGACAAUGAUGAACAGGGAUUGAAAGUGUGUACUGGAAUGGGUGCAAAGGCCUCCUCUCAGGAUGCCAGUGUGGAUGCAUGUGUUGAUCAUUCUCCUUGCGAUGACAUCAUGGUCACAGGCCCUGUCUCUGAGGAAACCAAUAAAACACCACCUCCCAUCUUAGCUGUUAAGCAUAUGACAGAAGAUACUGCUCCUGGUGUACAACUGGGUGUAACUGUCUGUUCGGAAAGUGUAAAGGUUGAAAACCCUGCUAUAGCUUGUGUGCCAGAGGGGGCUUCCUGUGAGAUUGAAAGCACUGUUCUAGAUGACGAUGGUAAGGGCUCUGGUGCAACAUCUAGCUUCCAUGAUGAUCCAAAAUCCCCUGAAGAGAUGAUGGGAGUAGAAAGUUGUCAUUCACUCGCACCUGUGGUCCUUGAAGUCAAGCCUGUAGCUAAAACAGAGGAUAUGGCUGCUGACAUUUCCAAACUUGAUUGUGAUGAUAAAUCUGCGUCAGGUGCAUCUAUUGGAGAAGGCCUAUCUCUGGUGACUUUAACUGCAAAAGAACCAGUUGAAGUUAUCUCUGAGACUCAUACUGUUGAUUCUCUACCAAAGGCUGCAGCUGGAUCCUCCUCUGGUGAGCAAUGCCACUAUGGUGAAGGUACCACAUGUAGCUUGGGUAGAGUCACUACAGAAGAUCCUUCCAAUGACAACUAUGACUUGGAUGUUUGUCAAGAUGAUAAGGAUCACAUGGUUGGCAAGGAAAAAACUAUGGAACAUGAAGCUGGUUAUGAAUCUCAGUAUGAAGAUGGGGAGUUGAGGGAAUCAGAUGUACCAUAUUGGGAGGAGAAUGAAUUUGAGGAUGAAGAAGCUGAAUGUGUUGACUAUGGUUCUGAUACAUGUGACAGUGAUGCUGCUCAUGACUCUAUAUCAGGGAAAGUUGGAAUGGGACUUGAAUGCAGAGAAACAGAAGUAUUUGGGUCAGAGUCUAGGGAAAUUAACAGGAAUGCGAAGGUUGUGAGAGGUUUGAGUCCAGGAUCUGAUAAUAUGUGUGAAAAAAAUGAACAUUCUUUGAGACAAUGUUCCAUGGGUUCGAAGACAAAAACUUCUGGAUCUGAUCAAUUGCCUGGUGAUUCUGAAGCUUCUUCAAACAGAACUGCAGAAGCAACUGAGGGCUGCACAGGAAGGAGACAUGCCGCUAAUUACUUAGAUGGCCUUGGUGGCAAGUAUUCUCCUGCCGAAGUGGGUGGAUCAGUGGCAUCCAACACUCUAAAUAGGAUGGGUCCUGUAUGUGCAAGGAGGAGGUUGCACAACUUUGAUAUGUCUUUUCGCUCUGAAGAGGCUGGUUCUGAUCAGUCCAUGGGAAAGGAAAAAUCUGAUUCGCGUAUGCAUGGUAAAAUCUCUGGAGGUGCACAUUUGGUUAAUCCUUCAGGGGGUUAUUGGGAUUCCAAACGCCGCGAAUCUCCCAGUUAUCAUGGUUCCUUUGGUUCUGGCCGCCCUAGACCAAAAAGUGUUGUUGAGAGCCAUGGUUUUGAAAUGGAUCCAGAUGAUACAUUUUCAGAAGCAGCAGGAGUUCACAACCGUGUUCGCAGGCAAGCUAUAAGUUUUUCCUCAAAUCGCCUGUAUCAGCCCCCACUUAGAAGAAGAUCGCCAGUUGAGAGAAAUGACACACAUAAUAUGCAUAGGGGAGUGAUACCUAUGAGAGAUACAAGUCCCGAUAGGCGGAGGUUUAGAAGAUACCCACAAGGGGUUAGUAGAGGCAUCCGAGAGGAGUACCACAGGCCGAUGCCCGAUGAUCCCAACGAAUGUUCUUAUAAUGUGCCACGCCGAAUGGCCAGGAGAGAGCAAAGCACUUCACCUCCUGGCAGAGGACCUAUAUGUUAUGGUAGACCCUACAAGAAGUUCCAGUCUAGAUGCAGAAGUCGUUCUCCUCUUUCAUGGGGUUUACCAAGAGAACGGAAUGAUGUUUCAAGACAUCGUGGCAGCAGGUCUCCUGAUUAUAGGCUGGAUUCUAAAAUGGAUAAGCCAAGAGUGCCCUUUCAGAAGCACAGUUUUGGAGCAAAGUACGAAGUAGGAGGGUUCAUGUCCCCACCAAAACGUCGGUUUUCUCCACAACAGAAUUCCAGAUGGUUUGAUGAUUCAAAUAGUGGUGUAGACCAUAAUUUCAGGGGUAGGAGAUUAGCUGGAAGGCGGUUCCAGCAGGGACAGAGGAUUGAUUCAGUGCGUUCGUCUCGGAGAUUAAGUUCGGAUGAUUACUUUGAACCCAUGAGUCGGCCUGCAAGAUUCUCUGAGUUGGCCAGUGGUGGUGGCAGGGAAUGUAGAUAUGAGGGCAGUGAUGAUGAUAGAAGAAAACAUGAUGGAAGAUUUGAGAUCAUUCAUCGUGUGAGGCGUUAUGAUUCAGAUGGUGUUGUCCGUCAGUUCCGUUAUGAUGAAGAAGAUCGUUUUGCAUCUCGCAACACACACAACUACGAUGACUGCGACAAUAGAGCUGCCGAUAGACGGCCUCGUGAUGCUUACGUAGGAGAGAUAGCUAAGAGAAGGGUAAAUUAAGGUUCCAAUGUUGACUAGGAGCAUUAAACUCCAGCCCCUGCUCCGACUCAAUUCAUUUAGACUGCAAGAUGCAUAAUUUGAGAGGAAAAUCUUCAUCACCUUUGCCUCUGCAGGCAUUUUCAUCAAAUCGAUGUGUUAGUUCUCUGGCAGAUAGGAGUUCUUCCCAAUUUUUACUUUUUCAUUUUCUUUCUUACUGUGAUAGUUAAGUCCAAAUAUUCGUAUUCUUCCCGGCGUCUGGCACUGCUUGUGGAAGCUACCCUUACCAUUCUGAUUGCGGCUAGGCAAAAUUUUUUUUAGGAAGGGCCUAAUGUUGCUUUGUUCAUCUUGAAUUUUGUUUUUAUUUACCUUAGGUAAUUUUAAUGAUUAGUGAAGAAUGGCAAGCUUUUUAGUUUAAGGCU